AUGGCCAUCAGCCAGGCAUCCGGCUGGUUUCCCACGAGGCAAGCUGUGCAACCAGACGAGCAGGAUGUGGAGCGCCAGCUGCGGAUGGUCCCUGGGGCGCUGUUCAGGCUGAAAGCCAGCAAUGGUGAGGGCCGAAGCUGGAAGCAAGAGGAGAUCCAAUCCAGCCGCGCGACCGCGGAGAAGCCGACGCCUGCUCCUGUGUCGGCAAAACCACAGGAGGCCAUCCCUCGGCAAAUACGGGGGAGGCCCAUGUUCCUGGGUGAGGCCAAGGAGAUUCUCAAGGCUUUCAGGGAAUCCCUGCUGACACCUGCUGUUACCAGGACGCUGCAAAAUAUCGAGCAGCGCGGCGGGGUGCACAUGGAACAGCAUCGGCGGGUGUUGAUUACGCAGGAGUGGAACCCCAUCAUGAAAAGGUUCGACUUCCCCACCACAGAGGAGGGAUACAAUGCCAUGAAGGCUGGUAUCAGGGAGUUUGCGGAGAACGCGUACGUCCGCUCCUGCUGCCACGAGGUCGAGCACCUUUGCGGAGCUCCAACAGGAGCCUACUUCGGCGUUCCCACGGCUGAGGAGCUGGCAGCCAAGAAGGCGGCCGAGGCUGAAGCCGCACGACGAGCUGAGGAACAGCGCCAGCGGGAGGAGGCCAAGAGACAGGCCGAAGAACUCCGCAAGGCACAGGAGAGGCGCAAAGCAGAGGAGGCUGAGGCGAAGAGAGCAGAAGAGUCCAGACGGAAAGAGGCCGAAGAGGCUGAAGCCAAGCGAAAGGCCGAGGAGGCAGAGAAAGAGAGAGAAGCUAGAGCUAGAGAGAAAGCAGAGGAGGAAGCUAGACAGCAGCAGCAGACGCAGCAGGACAAGGAGCAGAACACACAGGAGGAGCAAACGAGUCAAGGGAGCGAGGCACAGCAGCAAGGGGAACACCCCAGCGAGCAGGAGCAGGACACCAAGAGUGCCGAAGAAGAGCAAGCUCAACAAUCAGGGCCGGAGCCAGGCGGAAGUAGUACGCAGAGCGAGAGCUGCGAUACUGCAGAGGCUCAGACCCAAGACCCGCUAGAGAGGCUCGCAGAAGAAGCAAGGCAGAAAGCUGCAAAGCUUCGACAAGGCGUGGAAACUCAAGAAGAGGCUGGCACUCAAAGAAGUCCUGGCUCCGACGACCUGGCGGCACCCGCGACCACACAAAACGAAGUGGAAGAGGACGGCAGGAAGGAGGCCGUGACUGAAGAGAAUGGGCUCGACGGCGAUCAUCGUGAAGGUCAGCAUGACAAUGCACGUGAUGCAGCAAGUCAAGAGCCAGAUCUCCCAGGUCACGGGCCCAAAGGUGCUGAUGAGGAGGCGAACGAGGCACCGCCAAGUCCAGACACGAAGGACUCACCCCGUGAGAAGGUGAAGCCCGUCGAAGGUGUCCAAGAGGAGAAUGACCACGAGCUGCAAUGCUUCGAUGUUCUUCGCCAGGUGGCACUGAGGGAGAAGCCGUCAAGAGAGUCAAAAAUUGUGGGCGCCGCGGUCAAAGGGGCGCAGCUGUUGGGAGCAGUGGAGGAGGUCGGAGGCCAGCAGUGGCUACACGUUUCAUCCCGGUGCUGCAAAGCCCUGGGUGCGCUAGCCGACUCGGCUUGGGCACUGGUAACAGGCGUUGAGUUUGGGCUGGAUGACCUCCUUCAGGCCUCUGAGCAGCGACAGCCACAGGCAUUGGGCUAUGCAGGCCGAUAUGAGGUGGCUCAUGGUAAGGUGGCAGUACGAGUCUCUCCUUCACUGAAGGGCAAGAUUGUGGGAGUCGUACAUGCAGGCCGGAUACUCAUGGGAACACCUCACAAAGUCGGUGGUUAUGCGUGGCUCCGUUUUGAGGAGAGCUCGAGAAAGAAAGUGGCAGAUAUUGGGGAGGAGGCGUGGGCAUUAAUUGACGGCGAGCCUUUUGGUCUCGAACAGCUGCUAAGACCGCUGGACAAGGAUGGCCGCAAAGCGCUGGAGUCUUUCCAUGAAAAGCAGACGCCCCCUGCAGCCCCUGAGGAGGCUCCGGCCGAUCAAGGCCUAGCAGACAAGGCAGACAAGACCGAGAGCGCCGUCGGCACAGCCGCUGCAAGUGAAGGCAAGCUUGAAGCGCAGGCUAACAAGAAAGGUGCUGUCAAGCAGGAUGCCAAGCAGGAGAGCACGACGGCGAUAUCGGAUCCAGCAAAAGUUGAGUCACGCCGAAAGGCAGCGCAGCAAGCCAUGGAUGUGCUUUCUGGGCCUGUAGAAUACAAGGUCCUGGCCCAGGACCACGCGGCCCCUGUGAGACGGGAGCCCCUGGUGCAAUCGCCCGAAGUCGGCAAACUUGAGAAAGGCAGGGCAGAGAUGUCCAGGCUUAUGUUUGCGGCUACAGUGGCUACAAGUUACGAGUAG
Symbiodinium natans is the source of this 2370-nucleotide messenger RNA. The record is from the annotation of a GenBank genome assembly. NCBI's taxonomy places the organism in Eukaryota, Dinophyceae, Suessiales, Symbiodiniaceae.